CUGAUUCCCUGGCUUAGGCUCAAGACGUAUGCCAACUUCCCAGAAGCACCUCAGGAGGAGGCUUCUCUCAGCAAUAGGCUCAAGACGUAUGCCAACUUCCCAGAAGCACCUCAGGAGGAGGCUUCUCUCAGCAAUAGGCUCAAGACGUAUGCCAACUUCCCAGAAGCACCUCAGGAGGAGGCUUCUCUCAGCAAUAGGCUCAAGACGUAUGCCAACUUCCCAGAAGCACCUCAGGAGGAGGCUUCUCUCAGCAAUAGGAUCAAGACGUAUGCCAACUUCCCAGAAGCACCUCAGGAGGAGGCUUCUCUCAGCAAUAGGAUCAAGACGUAUGCCAACUUCCCAGAAGCACCUCAGGAGGAGGCUUCUCUCAGCAAUAGGCUGAAGACGUAUGCCAACUUCCCAGAAGCACCUCAGGAGGAGGCUUCUCUCAGCAAUAGGCUCAAGACGUAUGCCAACUUCCCAGAAGCACCUCAGGAGGAGGCUUCUCUCAGCAAUAGGCUCAAGACGUAUGCCAACUUCCCAGAAGCACCUCAGGAGGAGGCUUCUCUCAGCAAUAGGCUCAAGACGUAUGCCAACUUCCCAGAAGCACCUCAGGAGGAGGCUUCUCUCAGCAAUAGGCUCAAGACGUAUGCCAACUUCCCAGAAGCACCUCAGGAGGAGGCUUCUCUCAGCAAUAGGCUCAAGACGUAUGCCAACUUCCCAGAAGCACCUCAGGAGGAGGCUUCUCUCAGCAAUAGGCUCAAGACGUAUGCCAACUUCCCAGAAGCACCUCAGGAGGAGGCUUCUCUCAGCAAUAGGCUCAAGACGUAUGCCAACUUCCCAGAAGCACCUCAGGAGGAGGCUUCUCUCAGCAGUAGGCUCAAGACGUAUGCCAACUUCCCAGAAGCACCUCAGGAGGAGGCUUCUCUCAGCAAUAGGCUCAAGACGUAUGCCAACUUCCCAGAAGCACCUCAGGAGGAGGCUUCUCUCAGCAAUAGGCUCAAGACGUAUGCCAACUUCCCAGAAGCACCUCAGGAGGAGGCUUCUCUCAGCAAUAGGCUCAAGACGUAUGCCAACUUCCCAGAAGCACCUCAGGAGGAGGCUUCUCUCAGCAAUAGGCUCAAGACGUAUGCCAACUUCCCAGAAGCACCUCAGGAGGAGGCUUCUCUCAGCAAUAGGCUCAAGACGUAUGCCAACUUCCCAGAAGCACCUCAGGAGGAGGCUUCUCUCAGCAAUAGGCUCAAGACGUAUGCCAACUUCCCAGAAGCACCUCAGGAGGAGGCUUCUCUCAGCAAUAGGCUCAAGACGUAUGCCAACUUCCCAGAAGCACCUCAGGAGGAGGCUUCUCUCAGCAAUAGGCUCAAGACGUAUGCCAACUUCCCAGAAGCACCUCAGGAGGAGGCUUCUCUCAGCAAUAGGCUCAAGACGUAUGCCAACUUCCCAGAAGCACCUCAGGAGGAGGCUUCUCUCAGCAAUAGGCUCAAGACGUAUGCCAACUUCCCAGAAGCACCUCAGGAGGAGGCUUCUCUCAGCAAUAGGCUCAAGACGUAUGCCAACUUCCCAGAAGCACCUCAGGAGGAGGCUUCUCUCAGCAAUAGGCUCAAGACGUAUGCCAACUUCCCAGAAGCACCUCAGGAGGAGGCUUCUCUCAGCAAUAGGCUCAAGACGUAUGCCAACUUCCCAGAAGCACCUCAGGAGGAGGCUUCUCUCAGCAAUAGGCUCAAGACGUAUGCCAACUUCCCAGAAGCACCUCAGGAGGAGGCUUCUCUCAGCAAUAGGCUCAAGACGUAUGCCAACUUCCCAGAAGCACCUCAGGAGGAGGCUUCUCUCAGCAAUAGGCUCAAGACGUAUGCCAACUUCCCAGAAGCACCUCAGGAGGAGGCUUCUCUCAGCAAUAGGCUCAAGACGUAUGCCAACUUCCCAGAAGCACCUCAGGAGGAGGCUUCUCUCAGCAAUAGGCUCAAGACGUAUGCCAACUUCCCAGAAGCACCUCAGGAGGAGGCUUCUCUCAGCAAUAGGCUCAAGACGUAUGCCAACUUCCCAGAAGCACCUCAGGAGGAGGCUUCUCUCAGCAAUAGGCUCAAGACGUAUGCCAACUUCCCAGAAGCACCUCAGGAGGAGGCUUCUCUCAGCAAUAGGCUCAAGACGUAUGCCAACUUCCCAGAAGCACCUCAGGAGGAGGCUUCUCUCAGCAAUAGGCUCAAGACGUAUGCCAACUUCCCAGAAGCACCUCAGGAGGAGGCUUCUCUCAGCAAUAGGCUCAAGACGUAUGCCAACUUCCCAGAAGCACCUCAGGAGGAGGCUUCUCUCAGCAAUAGGCUCAAGACGUAUGCCAACUUCCCAGAAGCACCUCAGGAGGAGGCUUCUCUCAGCAAUAGGCUCAAGACGUAUGCCAACUUCCCAGAAGCACCUCAGGAGGAGGCUUCUCUCAGCAAUAGGCUCAAGACGUAUGCCAACUUCCCAGAAGCACCUCAGGAGGAGGCUUCUCUCAGCAAUAGGCUCAAGACGUAUGCCAACUUCCCAGAAGCACCUCAGGAGGAGGCUUCUCUCAGCAAUAGGCUCAAGACGUAUGCCAACUUCCCAGAAGCACCUCAGGAGGAGGCUUCUCUCAGCAAUAGGCUCAAGACGUAUGCCAACUUCCCAGAAGCACCUCAGGAGGAGGCUUCUCUCAGCAAUAGGCUCAAGACGUAUGCCAACUUCCCAGAAGCACCUCAGGAGGAGGCUUCUCUCAGCAAUAGGCUCAAGACGUAUGCCAACUUCCCAGAAGCACCUCAGGAGGAGGCUUCUCUCAGCAAUAGGCUCAAGACGUAUGCCAACUUCCCAGAAGCACCUCAGGAGGAGGCUUCUCUCAGCAAUAGGCUCAAGACGUAUGCCAACUUCCCAGAAGCACCUCAGGAGGAGGCUUCUCUCAGCAAUAGGCUCAAGACGUAUGCCAACUUCCCAGAAGCACCUCAGGAGGAGGCUUCUCUCAGCAAUAGGCUCAAGACGUAUGCCAACUUCCCAGAAGCACCUCAGGAGGAGGCUUCUCUCAGCAAUAGGCUCAAGACGUAUGCCAACUUCCCAGAAGCACCUCAGGAGGAGGCUUCUCUCAGCAAUAGGCUCAAGACGUAUGCCAACUUCCCAGAAGCACCUCAGGAGGAGGCUUCUCUCAGCAAUAGGCUCAAGACGUAUGCCAACUUCCCAGAAGCACCUCAGGAGGAGGCUUCUCUCAGCAAUAGGCUCAAGACGUAUGCCAACUUCCCAGAAGCACCUCAGGAGGAGGCUUCUCUCAGCAAUAGGCUCAAGACGUAUGCCAACUUCCCAGAAGCACCUCAGGAGGAGGCUUCUCUCAGCAAUAGGCUCAAGACGUAUGCCAACUUCCCAGAAGCACCUCAGGAGGAGGCUUCUCUCAGCAAUAGGCUCAAGACGUAUGCCAACUUCCCAGAAGCACCUCAGGAGGAGGCUUCUCUCAGCAAUAGGCUCAAGACGUAUGCCAACUUCCCAGAAGCACCUCAGGAGGAGGCUUCUCUCAGCAAUAGGCUCAAGACGUAUGCCAACUUCCCAGAAGCACCUCAGGAGGAGGCUUCUCUCAGCAAUAGGCUCAAGACGUAUGCCAACUUCCCAGAAGCACCUCAGGAGGAGGCUUCUCUCAGCAAUAGGCUCAAGACGUAUGCCAACUUCCCAGAAGCACCUCAGGAGGAGGCUUCUCUCAGCAAUAGGCUCAAGACGUAUGCCAACUUCCCAGAAGCACCUCAGGAGGAGGCUUCUCUCAGCAAUAGGCUCAAGACGUAUGCCAACUUCCCAGAAGCACCUCAGGAGGAGGCUUCUCUCAGCAAUAGGCUCAAGACGUAUGCCAACUUCCCAGAAGCACCUCAGGAGGAGGCUUCUCUCAGCAAUAGGCUCAAGACGUAUGCCAACUUCCCAGAAGCACCUCAGGAGGAGGCUUCUCUCAGCAAUAGGCUCAAGACGUAUGCCAACUUCCCAGAAGCACCUCAGGAGGAGGCUUCUCUCAGCAAUAGGCUCAAGACGUAUGCCAACUUCCCAGAAGCACCUCAGGAGGAGGCUUCUCUCAGCAAUAGGCUCAAGACGUAUGCCAACUUCCCAGAAGCACCUCAGGAGGAGGCUUCUCUAAGCAAUAGGCUCAAGACGUAUGCCAACUUCCCAGAAGCACCUCAGGAGGAGGCUUCUCUCAGCAAUAGGCUCAAGACGUAUGCCAACUUCCCAGAAGCACCUCAGGAGGAGGCUUCUCUCAGCAAUAGGCUCAAGACGUAUGCCAACUUCCCAGAAGCACCUCAGGAGGAGGCUUCUCUCAGCAAUAGGCUCAAGACGUAUGCCAACUUCCCAGAAGCACCUCAGGAGGAGGCUUCUCUCAGCAAUAGGCUCAAGACGUAUGCCAACUUCCCAGAAGCACCUCAGGAGGAGGCUUCUCUCAGCAAUAGGCUCAAGACGUAUGCCAACUUCCCAGAAGCACCUCAGGAGGAGGCUUCUCUCAGCAAUAGGCUCAAGACGUAUGCCAACUUCCCAGAAGCACCUCAGGAGGAGGCUUCUCUCAGCAAUAGGCUCAAGACGUAUGCCAACUUCCCAGAAGCACCUCAGGAGGAGGCUUCUCUCAGCAAUAGGCUCAAGACGUAUGCCAACUUCCCAGAAGCACCUCAGGAGGAGGCUUCUCUCAGCAAUAGGCUCAAGACGUAUGCCAACUUCCCAGAAGCACCUCAGGAGGAGGCUUCUCUCAGCAAUAGGCUCAAGACGUAUGCCAACUUCCCAGAAGCACCUCAGGAGGAGGCUUCUCUCAGCAAUAGGCUCAAGACGUAUGCCAACUUCCCAGAAGCACCUCAGGAGGAGGCUUCUCUCAGCAAUAGGCUCAAGACGUAUGCCAACUUCCCAGAAGCACCUCAGGAGGAGGCUUCUCUCAGCAAUAGGCUCAAGACGUAUGCCAACUUCCCAGAAGCACCUCAGGAGGAGGCUUCUCUCAGCAAUAGGCUCAAGACGUAUGCCAACUUCCCAGAAGCACCUCAGGAGGAGGCUUCUCUCAGCAAUAGGCUCAAGACGUAUGCCAACUUCCCAGAAGCACCUCAGGAGGAGGCUUCUCUCAGCAAUAGGCUCAAGACGUAUGCCAACUUCCCAGAAGCACCUCAGGAGGAGGCUUCUCUCAGCAAUAGGCUCAAGACGUAUGCCAACUUCCCAGAAGCACCUCAGGAGGAGGCUUCUCUCAGCAAUAGGCUCAAGACGUAUGCCAACUUCCCAGAAGCACCUCAGGAGGAGGCUUCUCUCAGCAAUAGGCUCAAGACGUAUGCCAACUUCCCAGAAGCACCUCAGGAGGAGGCUUCUCUCAGCAAUAGGCUCAAGACGUAUGCCAACUUCCCAGAAGCACCUCAGGAGGAGGCUUCUCUCAGCAAUAGGCUCAAGACGUAUGCCAACUUCCCAGAAGCACCUCAGGAGGAGGCUUCUCUCAGCAAUAGGCUCAAGACGUAUGCCAACUUCCCAGAAGCACCUCAGGAGGAGGCUUCUCUCAGCAAUAGGCUCAAGACGUAUGCCAACUUCCCAGAAGCACCUCAGGAGGAGGCUUCUCUCAGCAAUAGGCUCAAGACGUAUGCCAACUUCCCAGAAGCACCUCAGGAGGAGGCUUCUCUCAGCAAUAGGCUCAAGACGUAUGCCAACUUCCCAGAAGCACCUCAGGAGGAGGCUUCUCUCAGCAAUAGGCUCAAGACGUAUGCCAACUUCCCAGAAGCACCUCAGGAGGAGGCUUCUCUCAGCAAUAGGCUCAAGACGUAUGCCAACUUCCCAGAAGCACCUCAGGAGGAGGCUUCUCUCAGCAAUAGGCUCAAGACGUAUGCCAACUUCCCAGAAGCACCUCAGGAGGAGGCUUCUCUCAGCAAUAGGCUCAAGACGUAUGCCAACUUCCCAGAAGCACCUCAGGAGGAGGCUUCUCUCAGCAAUAGGCUCAAGACGUAUGCCAACUUCCCAGAAGCACCUCAGGAGGAGGCUUCUCUCAGCAAUAGGCUCAAGACGUAUGCCAACUUCCCAGAAGCACCUCAGGAGGAGGCUUCUCUCAGCAAUAGGCUCAAGACGUAUGCCAACUUCCCAGAAGCACCUCAGGAGGAGGCUUCUCUCAGCAAUAGGCUCAAGACGUAUGCCAACUUCCCAGAAGCACCUCAGGAGGAGGCUUCUCUCAGCAAUAGGCUCAAGACGUAUGCCAACUUCCCAGAAGCACCUCAGGAGGAGGCUUCUCUCAGCAAUAGGCUCAAGACGUAUGCCAACUUCCCAGAAGCACCUCAGGAGGAGGCUUCUCUCAGCAAUAGGCUCAAGACGUAUGCCAACUUCCCAGAAGCACCUCAGGAGGAGGCUUCUCUCAGCAAUAGGCUCAAGACGUAUGCCAACUUCCCAGAAGCACCUCAGGAGGAGGCUUCUCUAAGCAAUAGGCUCAAGACGUAUGCCAACUUCCCAGAAGCACCUCAGGAGGAGGCUUCUCUCAGCAAUAGGCUCAAGACGUAUGCCAACUUCCCAGAAGCACCUCAGGAGGAGGCUUCUCUCAGCAAUAGGCUCAAGACGUAUGCCAACUUCCCAGAAGCACCUCAGGAGGAGGCUUCUCUCAGCAAUAGGCUCAAGACGUAUGCCAACUUCCCAGAAGCACCUCAGGAGGAGGCUUCUCUCAGCAAUAGGCUCAAGACGUAUGCCAACUUCCCAGAAGCACCUCAGGAGGAGGCUUCUCUCAGCAAUAGGCUCAAGACGUAUGCCAACUUCCCAGAAGCACCUCAGGAGGAGGCUUCUCUCAGCAAUAGGCUCAAGACGUAUGCCAACUUCCCAGAAGCACCUCAGGAGGAGGCUUCUCUCAGCAAUAGGCUCAAGACGUAUGCCAACUUCCCAGAAGCACCUCAGGAGGAGGCUUCUCUCAGCAAUAGGCUCAAGACGUAUGCCAACUUCCCAGAAGCACCUCAGGAGGAGGCUUCUCUCAGCAAUAGGCUCAAGACGUAUGCCAACUUCCCAGAAGCACCUCAGGAGGAGGCUUCUCUCAGCAAUAGGCUCAAGACGUAUGCCAACUUCCCAGAAGCACCUCAGGAGGAGGCUUCUCUCAGCAAUAGGCUCAAGACGUAUGCCAACUUCCCAGAAGCACCUCAGGAGGAGGCUUCUCUCAGCAAUAGGCUCAAGACGUAUGCCAACUUCCCAGAAGCACCUCAGGAGGAGGCUUCUCUCAGCAAUAGGUUCAAGACGUAUGCCAACUUCCCAAAAGCACCUCAGGAGGAGGCUUCUCUCAGCAAUAGGCUCAAGACGUAUGCCAACUUCCCAGAAGCACCUCAGGAGGAGGCUUCUCUCAGCAAUAGGCUCAAGACGUAUGCCAACUUCCCAGAAGCACCUCAGGAGGAGGCUUCUCUCAGCAAUAGGCUCAAGACGUAUGCCAACUUCCCAGAAGCACCUCAGGAGGAGGCUUCUCUCAGCAAUAGGCUCAAGACGUAUGCCAACUUCCCAGAAGCACCUCAGGAGGAGGCUUCUCUCAGCAAUAGGCUCAAGACUUAUGCCAACUUCCCAGAAGCACCUCAGGAGGAGGCUUCUCUCAGCAAUAGGCUCAAGACGUAUGCCAACUUCCCAGAAGCACCUCAGGAGGAGGCUUCUCUCAGCAAUAGGCUCAAGACGUAUGCCAACUUCCCAGAAGCACCUCAGGAGGAGGCUUCUCUCAGCAAUAGGCUCAAGACGUAUGCCAACUUCCCAGAAGCACCUCAGGAGGAGGCUUCUCUCAGCAAUAGGCUCAAGACGUAUGCCAACUUCCCAGAAGCACCUCAGGAGGAGGCUUCUCUCAGCAAUAGGCUCAAGACGUAUGCCAACUUCCCAGAAGCACCUCAGGAGGAGGCUUCUCUCAGCAAUAGGCUCAAGACGUAUGCCAACUUCCCAGAAGCACCUCAGGAGGAGGCUUCUCUCAGCAAUAGGCUCAAGACGUAUGCCAACUUCCCAGAAGCACCUCAGGAGGAGGCUUCUCUCAGCAAUAGGCUCAAGACGUAUGCCAACUUCCCAGAAGCACCUCAGGAGGAGGCUUCUCUCAGCAAUAGGCUCAAGACGUAUGCCAACUUCCCAGAAGCACCUCAGGAGGAGGCUUCUCUCAGCAAUAGGCUCAAGACGUAUGCCAACUUCCCAGAAGCACCUCAGGAGGAGGCUUCUCUCAGCAAUAGGCUCAAGACGUAUGCCAACUUCCCAGAAGCACCUCAGGAGGAGGCUUCUCUCAGCAAUAGGCUCAAGACGUAUGCCAACUUCCCAGAAGCACCUCAGGAGGAGGCUUCUCUCAGCAAUAGGCUCAAGACGUAUGCCAACUUCCCAGAAGCACCUCAGGAGGAGGCUUCUCUCAGCAAUAGGCUCAAGACGUAUGCCAACUUCCCAGAAGCACCUCAGGAGGAGGCUUCUCUCAGCAAUAGGCUCAAGACGUAUGCCAACUUCCCAGAAGCACCUCAGGAGGAGGCUUCUCUCAGCAAUAGGCUCAAGACGUAUGCCAACUUCCCAGAAGCACCUCAGGAGGAGGCUUCUCUCAGCAAUAGGCUCAAGACGUAUGCCAACUUCCCAGAAGCACCUCAGGAGGAGGCUUCUCUCAGCAAUAGGCUCAAGACGUAUGCCAACUUCCCAGAAGCACCUCAGGAGGAGGCUUCUCUCAGCAAUAGGCUCAAGACGUAUGCCAACUUCCCAGAAGCACCUCAGGAGGAGGCUUCUCUCAGCAAUAGGCUCAAGACGUAUGCCAACUUCCCAGAAGCACCUCAGGAGGAGGCUUCUCUCAGCAAUAGGCUCAAGACGUAUGCCAACUUCCCAGAAGCACCUCAGGAGGAGGCUUCUCUCAGCAAUAGGCUCAAGACGUAUGCCAACUUCCCAGAAGCACCUCAGGAGGAGGCUUCUCUCAGCAAUAGGCUCAAGACGUAUGCCAACUUCCCAGAAGCACCUCAGGAGGAGGCUUCUCUCAGCAAUAGGCUCAAGACGUAUGCCAACUUCCCAGAAGCACCUCAGGAGGAGGCUUCUCUCAGCAAUAGGCUCAAGACGUAUGCCAACUUCCCAGAAGCACCUCAGGAGGAGGCUUCUCUCAGCAAUAGGCUCAAGACGUAUGCCAACUUCCCAGAAGCACCUCAGGAGGAGGCUUCUCUCAGCAAUAGGCUCAAGACGUAUGCCAACUUCCCAGAAGCACCUCAGGAGGAGGCUUCUCUCAGCAAUAGGCUCAAGACGUAUGCCAACUUCCCAGAAGCACCUCAGGAGGAGGCUUCUCUCAGCAAUAGGCUCAAGACGUAUGCCAACUUCCCAGAAGCACCUCAGGAGGAGGCUUCUCUCAGCAAUAGGCUCAAGACGUAUGCCAACUUCCCAGAAGCACCUCAGGAGGAGGCUUCUCUCAGCAAUAGGCUCAAGACGUAUGCCAACUUCCCAGAAGCACCUCAGGAGGAGGCUUCUCUCAGCAAUAGGCUCAAGACGUAUGCCAACUUCCCAGAAGCACCUCAGGAGGAGGCUUCUCUCAGCAAUAGGCUCAAGACGUAUGCCAACUUCCCAGAAGCACCUCAGGAGGAGGCUUCUCUCAGCAAUAGGCUCAAGACGUAUGCCAACUUCCCAGAAGCACCUCAGGAGGAGGCUUCUCUCAGCAAUAGGCUCAAGACGUAUGCCAACUUCCCAGAAGCACCUCAGGAGGAGGCUUCUCUCAGCAAUAGGCUCAAGACGUAUGCCAACUUCCCAGAAGCACCUCAGGAGGAGGCUUCUCUCAGCAAUAGGCUCAAGACGUAUGCCAACUUCCCAGAAGCACCUCAGGAGGAGGCUUCUCUCAGCAAUAGGCUCAAGACGUAUGCCAACUUCCCAGAAGCACCUCAGGAGGAGGCUUCUCUCAGCAAUAGGCUCAAGACGUAUGCCAACUUCCCAGAAGCACCUCAGGAGGAGGCUUCUCUCAGCAAUAGGCUCAAGACGUAUGCCAACUUCCCAGAAGCACCUCAGGAGGAGGCUUCUCUCAGCAAUAGGCUCAAGACGUAUGCCAACUUCCCAGAAGCACCUCAGGAGGAGGCUUCUCUCAGCAAUAGGCUCAAGACGUAUGCCAACUUCCCAGAAGCACCUCAGGAGGAGGCUUCUCUCAGCAAUAGGCUCAAGACGUAUGCCAACUUCCCAGAAGCACCUCAGGAGGAGGCUUCUCUCAGCAAUAGGCUCAAGACGUAUGCCAACUUCCCAGAAGCACCUCAGGAGGAGGCUUCUCUCAGCAAUAGGCUCAAGACGUAUGCCAACUUCCCAGAAGCACCUCAGGAGGAGGCUUCUCUCAGCAAUAGGCUCAAGACGUAUGCCAACUUCCCAGAAGCACCUCAGGAGGAGGCUUCUCUCAGCAAUAGGCUCAAGACGUAUGCCAACUUCCCAGAAGCACCUCAGGAGGAGGCUUCUCUCAGCAAUAGGCUCAAGACGUAUGCCAACUUCCCAGAAGCACCUCAGGAGGAGGCUUCUCUCAGCAAUAGGCUCAAGACGUAUGCCAACUUCCCAGAAGCACCUCAGGAGGAGGCUUCUCUCAGCAAUAGGCUCAAGACGUAUGCCAACUUCCCAGAAGCACCUCAGGAGGAGGCUUCUCUCAGCAAUAGGCUCAAGACGUAUGCCAACUUCCCAGAAGCACCUCAGGAGGAGGCUUCUCUCAGCAAUAGGCUCAUGACGUAUGCCAACUUCCCAGAAGCACCUCAGGAGGAGGCUUCUCUCAGCAAUAGGCUCAAGACGUAUGCCAACUUCCCAGAAGCACCUCAGGAGGAGGCUUCUCUCAGCAAUAGGCUCAAGACGUAUGCCAACUUCCCAGAAGCACCUCAGGAGGAGGCUUCUCUCAGCAAUAGGCUCAAGACGUAUGCCAACUUCCCAGAAGCACCUCAGGAGGAGGCUUCUCUCAGCAAUAGGCUCAAGACGUAUGCCAACUUCCCAGAAGCACCUCAGGAGGAGGCUUCUCCCAGCAAUAGGCUCAAGACGUAUGCCAACUUCCCAGAAGCACCUCAGGAGGAGGCUUCUCUCAGCAAUAGGCUCAAGACGUAUGCCAACUUCCCAGAAGCACCUCAGGAGGAGGCUUCUCUCAGCAAUAGGCUCAAGACGUAUGCCAACUUCCCAGAAGCACCUCAGGAGGAGGCUUCUCUCAGCAAUAGGCUCAAGACGUAUGCCAACUUCCCAGAAGCACCUCAGGAGGAGGCUUCUCUCAGCAAUAGGCUCAAGACGUAUGCCAACUUCCCAGAAGCACCUCAGGAGGAGGCUUCUCUCAGCAAUAGGCUCAAGACGUAUGCCAACUUCCCAGAAGCACCUCAGGAGGAGGCUUCUCUCAGCAAUAGGCUCAAGACGUAUGCCAACUUCCCAGAAGCACCUCAGGAGGAGGCUUCUCUCAGCAAUAGGCUCAAGACGUAUGCCAACUUCCCAGAAGCACCUCAGGAGGAGGCUUCUCUCAGCAAUAGGCUCAAGACGUAUGCCAACUUCCCAGAAGCACCUCAGGAGGAGGCUUCUCUCAGCAAUAGGCUCAAGACGUAUGCCAACUUCCCAGAAGCACCUCAGGAGGAGGCUUCUCUCAGCAAUAGGCUCAAGACGUAUGCCAACUUCCCAGAAGCACCUCAGGAGGAGGCUUCUCUCAGCAAUAGGCUCAAGACGUAUGCCAACUUCCCAGAAGCACCUCAGGAGGAGGCUUCUCUCAGCAAUAGGCUCAAGACGUAUGCCAACUUCCCAGAAGCACCUCAGGAGGAGGCUUCUCUCAGCAAUAGGCUCAAGACGUAUGCCAACUUCCCAGAAGCACCUCAGGAGGAGGCUUCUCUCAGCAAUAGGCUCAAGACGUAUGCCAACUUCCCAGAAGCACCUCAGGAGGAGGCUUCUCUCAGCAAUAGGCUCAAGACGUAUGCCAACUUCCCAGAAGCACCUCAGGAGGAGGCUUCUCUCAGCAAUAGGCUCAAGACGUAUGCCAACUUCCCAGAAGCACCUCAGGAGGAGGCUUCUCUCAGCAAUAGGCUCAAGACGUAUGCCAACUUCCCAGAAGCACCUCAGGAGGAGGCUUCUCUCAGCAAUAGGCUCAAGACGUAUGCCAACUUCCCAGAAGCACCUCAGGAGGAGGCUUCUCUCAGCAAUAGGCUCAAGACGUAUGCCAACUUCCCAGAAGCACCUCAGGAGGAGGCUUCUCUCAGCAAUAGGCUCAAGACGUAUGCCAACUUCCCAGAAGCACCUCAGGAGGAGGCUUCUCUCAGCAAUAGGCUCAAGACGUAUGCCAACUUCCCAGAAGCACCUCAGGAGGAGGUUUCUCUCAGCAAUAGGCUCAAGACGUAUGCCAACUUCCCAGAAGCACCUCAGGAGGAGGCUUCUCUCAGCAAUAGGCUCAAGACGUAUGCCAACUUCCCAGAAGCACCUCAGGAGGAGGCUUCUCUCAGCAAUAGGCUCAAGACGUAUGCCAACUUCCCAGAAGCACCUCAGGAGGAGGCUUCUCUCAGCAAUAGGCUCAAGACGUAUGCCAACUUCCCAGAAGCACCUCAGGAGGAGGCUUCUCUCAGCAAUAGGCUCAAGACGUAUGCCAACUUCCCAGAAGCACCUCAGGAGGAGGCUUCUCUCAGCAAUAGGCUCAAGACGUAUGCCAACUUCCCAGAAGCACCUCAGGAGGAGGCUUCUCUCAGCAAUAGGCUCAAGACGUAUGCCAACUUCCCAGAAGCACCUCAGGAGGAGGCUUCUCUCAGCAAUAGGCUCAAGACGUAUGCCAACUUCCCAGAAGCACCUCAGGAGGAGGCUUCUCUCAGCAAUAGGCUCAAGACGUAUGCCAACUUCCCAGAAGCACCUCAGGAGGAGGCUUCUCUCAGCAAUAGGCUCAAGACGUAUGCCAACUUCCCAGAAGCACCUCAGGAGGAGGCUUCUCUCAGCAAUAGGCUCAAGACGUAUGCCAACUUCCCAGAAGCACCUCAGGAGGAGGCUUCUCUCAGCAAUAGGCUCAAGACGUAUGCCAACUUCCCAGAAGCACCUCAGGAGGAGGCUUCUCUCAGCAGUAGGCUCAAGACGUAUGCCAACUUCCCAGAAGCACCUCAGGAGGAGGCUUCUCUCAGCAAUAGGCUCAAGACGUAUGCCAACUUCCCAGAAGCACCUCAGGAGGAGGCUUCUCUCAGCAAUAGGCUCAAGACGUAUGCCAACUUCCCAGAAGCACCUCAGGAGGAGGCUUCUCUCAGCAAUAGGCUCAAGACGUAUGCCAACUUCCCAGAAGCACCUCAGGAGGAGGCUUCUCUCAGCAAUAGGCUCAAGACGUAUGCCAACUUCCCAGAAGCACCUCAGGAGGAGGCUUCUCUCAGCAAUAGGCUCAAGACGUAUGCCAACUUCCCAGAAGCACCUCAGGAGGAGGCUUCUCUCAGCAAUAGGCUCAAGACGUAUGCCAACUUCCCAGAAGCACCUCAGGAGGAGGCUUCUCUCAGCAAUAGGCUCAAGACGUAUGCCAACUUCCCAGAAGCACCUCAGGAGGAGGCUUCUCUCAGCAAUAGGCUCAAGACGUAUGCCAACUUCCCAGAAGCACCUCAGGAGGAGGCUUCUCUCAGCAAUAGGCUCAAGACGUAUGCCAACUUCCCAGAAGCACCUCAGGAGGAGGCUUCUCUCAGCAAUAGGCUCAAGACGUAUGCCAACUUCCCAGAAGCACCUCAGGAGGAGGCUUCUCUCAGCAAUAGGCUCAAGACGUAUGCCAACUUCCCAGAAGCACCUCAGGAGGAGGCUUCUCUCAGCAAUAGGCUCAAGACGUAUGCCAACUUCCCAGAAGCACCUCAGGAGGAGGCUUCUCUCAGCAAUAGGCUCAAGACGUAUGCCAACUUCCCAGAAGCACCUCAGGAGGAGGCUUCUCUCAGCAAUAGGCUCAAGACGUAUGCCAACUUCCCAGAAGCACCUCAGGAGGAGGCUUCUCUCAGCAAUAGGCUCAAGACGUAUGCCAACUUCCCAGAAGCACCUCAGGAGGAGGCUUCUCUCAGCAAUAGGCUCAAGACGUAUGCCAACUUCCCAGAAGCACCUCAGGAGGAGGCUUCUCUCAGCAAUAGGCUCAAGACGUAUGCCAACUUCCCAGAAGCACCUCAGGAGGAGGCUUCUCUCAGCAAUAGGCUCAAGACGUAUGCCAACUUCCCAGAAGCACCUCAGGAGGAGGCUUCUCUCAGCAAUAGGCUCAAGACGUAUGCCAACUUCCCAGAAGCACCUCAGGAGGAGGCUUCUCUCAGCAAUAGGCUCAAGACGUAUGCCAACUUCCCAGAAGCACCUCAGGAGGAGGCUUCUCUCAGCAAUAGGCUCAAGACGUAUGCCAACUUCCCAGAAGCACCUCAGGAGGAGGCUUCUCUCAGCAAUAGGCUCAAGACGUAUGCCAACUUCCCAGAAGCACCUCAGGAGGAGGCUUCUCUCAGCAAUAGGCUCAAGACGUAUGCCAACUUCCCAGAAGCACCUCAGGAGGAGGCUUCUCUCAGCAAUAGGCUCAAGACGUAUGCCAACUUCCCAGAAGCACCUCAGGAGGAGGCUUCUCUCAGCAAUAGGCUCAAGACGUAUGCCAACUUCCCAGAAGCACCUCAGGAGGAGGCUUCUCUCAGCAAUAGGCUCAAGACGUAUGCCAACUUCCCAGAAGCACCUCAGGAGGAGGCUUCUCUCAGCAAUAGGCUCAAGACGUAUGCCAACUUCCCAGAAGCACCUCAGGAGGAGGCUUCUCUCAGCAAUAGGCUCAAGACGUAUGCCAACUUCCCAGAAGCACCUCAGGAGGAGGCUUCUCUCAGCAAUAGGCUCAAGACGUAUGCCAACUUCCCAGAAGCACCUCAGGAGGAGGCUUCUCUCAGCAAUAGGCUCAAGACGUAUGCCAACUUCCCAGAAGCACCUCAGGAGGAGGCUUCUCUCAGCAAUAGGCUCAAGACGUAUGCCAACUUCCCAGAAGCACCUCAGGAGGAGGCUUCUCUCAGCAAUAGGCUCAAGACGUAUGCCAACUUCCCAGAAGCACCUCAGGAGGAGGCUUCUCUCAGCAAUAGGCUCAAGACGUAUGCCAACUUCCCAGAAGCACCUCAGGAGGAGGCUUCUCUCAGCAAUAGGCUCAAGACGUAUGCCAACUUCCCAGAAGCACCUCAGGAGGAGGCUUCUCUCAGCAAUAGGCUCAAGACGUAUGCCAACUUCCCAGAAGCACCUCAGGAGGAGGCUUCUCUCAGCAAUAGGCUCAAGACGUAUGCCAACUUCCCAGAAGCACCUCAGGAGGAGGCUUCUCUCAGCAAUAGGCUCAAGACGUAUGCCAACUUCCCAGAAGCACCUCAGGAGGAGGCUUCUCUCAGCAAUAGGCUCAAGACGUAUGCCAACUUCCCAGAAGCACCUCAGGAGGAGGCUUCUCUCAGCAAUAGGCUCAAGACGUAUGCCAACUUCCCAGAAGCACCUCAGGAGGAGGCUUCUCUCAGCAAUAGGCUCAAGACGUAUGCCAACUUCCCAGAAGCACCUCAGGAGGAGGCUUCUCUCAGCAAUAGGCUCAAGACGUAUGCCAACUUCCCAGAAGCACCUCAGGAGAAGGCUUCUCUCAGCAAUAGGCUCAAGACGUAUGCCAACUUCCCAGAAGCACCUCAGGAGGAGGCUUCUCUCAGCAAUAGGCUCAAGACGUAUGCCAACUUCCCAGAAGCACCUCAGGAGGAGGCUUCUCUCAGCAAUAGGCUCAAGACGUAUGCCAACUUCCCAGAAGCACCUCAGGAGGAGGCUUCUCUCAGCAAUAGGCUCAAGACGUAUGCCAACUUCCCAGAAGCACCUCAGGAGGAGGCUUCUCUCAGCAAUAGGCUCAAGACGUAUGCCAACUUCCCAGAAGCACCUCAGGAGGAGGCUUCUCUCAGCAAUAGGCUCAAGACGUAUGCCAACUUCCCAGAAGCACCUCAGGAGGAGGCUUCUCUCAGCAAUAGGCUCAAGACGUAUGCCAACUUCCCAGAAGCACCUCAGGAGGAGGCUUCUCUCAGCAAUAGGCUCAAGACGUAUGCCAACUUCCCAGAAGCACCUCAGGAGAAGGCUUCUCUCAGCAAUAGGCUCAAGACGUAUGCCAACUUCCCAGAAGCACCUCAGGAGGAGGCUUCUCUCAGCAAUAGGCUCAAGACGUAUGCCAACUUCCCAGAAGCACCUCAGGAGGAGGCUUCUCUCAGCAAUAGGCUCAAGACGUAUGCCAACUUCCCAGAAGCACCUCAGGAGGAGGCUUCUCUCAGCAAUAGGCUCAAGACGUAUGCCAACUUCCCAGAAGCACCUCAGGAGGAGGCUUCUCUCAGCAAUAGGCUCAAGACGUAUGCCAACUUCCCAGAAGCACCUCAGGAGGAGGCUUCUCUCAGCAAUAGGCUCAAGACGUAUGCCAACUUCCCAGAAGCACCUCAGGAGGAGGCUUCUCUCAGCAAUAGGCUCAAGACGUAUGCCAACUUCCCAGAAGCACCUCAGGAGGAGGCUUCUCUCAGCAAUAGGCUCAAGACGUAUGCCAACUUCCCAGAAGCACCUCAGGAGGAGGCUUCUCUCAGCAAUAGGCUCAAGACGUAUGCCAACUUCCCAGAAGCACCUCAGGAGGAGGCUUCUCUCAGCAAUAGGCUCAAGACGUAUGCCAACUUCCCAGAAGCACCUCAGGAGGAGGCUUCUCUCAGCAAUAGGCUCAAGACGUAUGCCAACUUCCCAGAAGCACCUCAGGAGGAGGCUUCUCUCAGCAAUAGGCUCAAGACGUAUGCCAACUUCCCAGAAGCACCUCAGGAGGAGGCUUCUCUCAGCAAUAGGCUCAAGACGUAUGCCAACUUCCCAGAAGCACCUCAGGAGGAGGCUUCUCUCAGCAAUAGGCUCAAGACGUAUGCCAACUUCCCAGAAGCACCUCAGGAGGAGGCUUCUCUCAGCAAUAGGCUCAAGACGUAUGCCAACUUCCCAGAAGCACCUCAGGAGGAGGCUUCUCUCAGCAAUAGGCUCAAGACGUAUGCCAACUUCCCAGAAGCACCUCAGGAGGAGGCUUCUCUCAGCAAUAGGCUCAAGACGUAUGCCAACUUCCCAGAAGCACCUCAGGAGGAGGCUUCUCUCAGCAAUAGGCUCAAGACGUAUGCCAACUUCCCAGAAGCACCUCAGGAGGAGGCUUCUCUCAGCAAUAGGCUCAAGACGUAUGCCAACUUCCCAGAAGCACCUCAGGAGGAGGCUUCUCUCAGCAAUAGGCUCAAGACGUAUGCCAACUUCCCAGAAGCACCUCAGGAGGAGGCUUCUCUCAGCAAUAGGCUCAAGACGUAUGCCAACUUCCCAGAAGCACCUCAGGAGGAGGCUUCUCUCAGCAAUAGGCUCAAGACGUAUGCCAACUUCCCAGAAGCACCUCAGGAGGAGGCUUCUCUCAGCAAUAGGCUCAAGACGUAUGCCAACUUCCCAGAAGCACCUCAGGAGGAGGCUUCUCUCAGCAAUAGGCUCAAGACGUAUGCCAACUUCCCAGAAGCACCUCAGGAGGAGGCUUCUCUCAGCAAUAGGCUCAAGACGUAUGCCAACUUCCCAGAAGCACCUCAGGAGGAGGCUUCUCUCAGCAAUAGGCUCAAGACGUAUGCCAACUUCCCAGAAGCACCUCAGGAGGAGGCUUCUCUCAGCAAUAGGCUCAAGACGUAUGCCAACUUCCCAGAAGCACCUCAGGAGGAGGCUUCUCUCAGCAAUAGGCUCAAGACGUAUGCCAACUUCCCAGAAGCACCUCAGGAGGAGGCUUCUCUCAGCAAUAGGCUCAAGACGUAUGCCAACUUCCCAGAAGCACCUCAGGAGGAGGCUUCUCUCAGCAAUAGGCUCAAGACGUAUGCCAACUUCCCAGAAGCACCUCAGGAGGAGGCUUCUCUCAGCAAUAGGCUCAAGACGUAUGCCAACUUCCCAGAAGCACCUCAGGAGGAGGCUUCUCUCAGCAAUAGGCUCAAGACGUAUGCCAACUUCCCAGAAGCACCUCAGGAGGAGGCUUCUCUCAGCAAUAGGCUCAAGACGUAUGCCAACUUCCCAGAAGCACCUCAGGAGGAGGCUUCUCUCAGCAAUAGGAUCAAGACGUAUGCCAACUUCCCAGAAGCACCUCAGGAGGAGGCUUCUCUCAGCAAUAGGCUCAAGACGUAUGCCAACUUCCCAGAAGCACCUCAGGAGGAGGCUUCUCUCAGCAAUAGGAUCAAGACGUAUGCCAACUUCCCAGAAGCACCUCAGGAGGAGGCUUCUCUCAGCAAUAGGAUCAAGACGUAUGCCAACUUCCCAGAAGCACCUCAGGAGGAGGCUUCUCUCAGCAAUAGGCUCAAGACGUAUGCCAACUUCCCAGAAGCACCUCAGGAGGAGGCUUCUCUCAGCAAUAGGAUCAAGACGUAUGCCAACUUCCCAGAAGCACCUCAGGAGGAGGCUUCUCUCAGCAAUAGGAUCAAGACGUAUGCCAACUUCCCAGAAGCACCUCAGGAGGAGGCUUCUCUCAGCAAUAGGAUCAAGACGUAUGCCAACUUCCCAGAAGCACCUCAGGAGGAGGCUUCUCUCAGCAAUAGGAUCAAGACGUAUGCCAACUUCCCAGAAGCACCUCAGGAGGAGGCUUCUCUCAGCAAUAGGCUCAAGACGUAUGCCAACUUCCCAGAAGCACCUCAGGAGGAGGCUUCUCUCAGCAAUAGGAUCAAGACGUAUGCCAACUUCCCAGAAGCACCUCAGGAGGAGGCUUCUCUCAGCAAUAGGCUCAAGACGUAUGCCAACUUCCCAGAAGCACCUCAGGAGGAGGCUUCUCUCAGCAAUAGGAUCAAGACGUAUGCCAACUUCCCAGAAGCACCUCAGGAGGAGGCUUCUCUCAGCAAUAGGCUCAAGACGUAUGCCAACUUCCCAGAAGCACCUCAGGAGGAGGCUUCUCUCAGCAAUAGGCUCAAGACGUAUGCCAACUUCCCAGAAGCACCUCAGGAGGAGGCUUCUCUCAGCAAUAGGAUCAAGACGUAUGCCAACUUCCCAGAAGCACCUCAGGAGGAGGCUUCUCUCAGCAAUAGGCUCAAGACGUAUGCCAACUUCCCAGAAGCACCUCAGGAGGAGGCUUCUCUCAGCAAUAGGCUCAAGACGUAUGCCAACUUCCCAGAAGCACCUCAGGAGGAGGCUUCUCUCAGCAAUAGGCUCAAGACGUAUGCCAACUUCCCAGAAGCACCUCAGGAGGAGGCUUCUCUCAGCAAUAGGCUCAAGACGUAUGCCAACUUCCCAGAAACACCUCAGGAGGAGGCUUCUCUCAGCAAUAGGCUCAAGACGUAUGCCAACUUCCCAGAAGCACCUCAGGAGGAGGCUUCUCUCAGCAAUAGGCUCAAGACGUAUGCCAACUUCCCAGAAGCACCUCAGGAGGAGGCUUCUCUCAGCAAUAGGCUCAAGACGUAUGCCAACUUCCCAGAAGCACCUCAGGAGGAGGCUUCUCUCAGCAAUAGGCUCAAGACGUAUGCCAACUUCCCAGAAGCACCUCAGGAGGAGGCUUCUCUCAGCAAUAGGCUCAAGACGUAUGCCAACUUCCCAGAAGCACCUCAGGAGGAGGCUUCUCUCAGCAAUAGGCUCAAGACGUAUGCCAACUUCCCAGAAGCACCUCAGGAGGAGGCUUCUCUCAGCAAUAGGCUCAAGACGUAUGCCAACUUCCCAGAAGCACCUCAGGAGGAGGCUUCUCUCAGCAAUAGGCUCAAGACGUAUGCCAACUUCCCAGAAGCACCUCAGGAGGAGGCUUCUCUCAGCAAUAGGCUCAAGACGUAUGCCAACUUCCCAGAAGCACCUCAGGAGGAGGCUUCUCUCAGCAAUAGGCUCAAGACGUAUGCCAACUUCCCAGAAGCACCUCAGGAGGAGGCUUCUCUCAGCAAUAGGCUCAAGACGUAUGCCAACUUCCCAGAAGCACCUCAGGAGGAGGCUUCUCUCAGCAAUAGGCUCAAGACGUAUGCCAACUUCCCAGAAGCACCUCAGGAGGAGGCUUCUCUCAGCAAUAGGCUCAAGACGUAUGCCAACUUCCCAGAAGCACCUCAGGAGGAGGCUUCUCUCAGCAAUAGGCUCAAGACGUAUGCCAACUUCCCAGAAGCACCUCAGGAGGAGGCUUCUCUCAGCAAUAGGCUCAAGACGUAUGCCAACUUCCCAGAAGCACCUCAGGAGGAGGCUUCUCUCAGCAAUAGGCUCAAGACGUAUGCCAACUUCCCAGAAGCACCUCAGGAGGAGGCUUCUCUCAGCAAUAGGCUCAAGACGUAUGCCAACUUCCCAGAAGCACCUCAGGAGGAGGCUUCUCUCAGCAAUAGGCUCAAGACGUAUGCCAACUUCCCAGAAGCACCUCAGGAGGAGGCUUCUCUCAGCAAUAGGCUCAAGACGUAUGCCAACUUCCCAGAAGCACCUCAGGAGGAGGCUUCUCUCAGCAAUAGGCUCAAGACGUAUGCCAACUUCCCAGAAGCACCUCAGGAGGAGGCUUCUCUCAGCAAUAGGCUCAAGACGUAUGCCAACUUCCCAGAAGCACCUCAGGAGGAGGCUUCUCUCAGCAAUAGGCUCAAGACGUAUGCCAACUUCCCAGAAGCACCUCAGGAGGAGGCUUCUCUCAGCAAUAGGCUCAAGACGUAUGCCAACUUCCCAGAAGCACCUCAGGAGGAGGCUUCUCUCAGCAAUAGGCUCAAGACGUAUGCCAACUUCCCAGAAGCACCUCAGGAGGAGGCUUCUCUCAGCAAUAGGCUCAAGACGUAUGCCAACUUCCCAGAAGCACCUCAGGAGGAGGCUUCUCUCAGCAAUAGGCUCAAGACGUAUGCCAACUUCCCAGAAGCACCUCAGGAGGAGGCUUCUCUCAGCAAUAGGCUCAAGACGUAUGCCAACUUCCCAGAAGCACCUCAGGAGGAGGCUUCUCUCAGCAAUAGGCUCAAGACGUAUGCCAACUUCCCAGAAGCACCUCAGGAGGAGGCUUCUCUCAGCAAUAGGCUCAAGACGUAUGCCAACUUCCCAGAAGCACCUCAGGAGGAGGCUUCUCUCAGCAAUAGGCUCAAGACGUAUGCCAACUUCCCAGAAGCACCUCAGGAGGAGGCUUCUCUCAGCAAUAGGCUCAAGACGUAUGCCAACUUCCCAGAAGCACCUCAGGAGGAGGCUUCUCUCAGCAAUAGGCUCAAGACGUAUGCCAACUUCCCAGAAGCACCUCAGGAGGAGGCUUCUCUCAGCAAUAGGCUCAAGACGUAUGCCAACUUCCCAGAAGCACCUCAGGAGGAGGCUUCUCUCAGCAAUAGGCUCAAGACGUAUGCCAACUUCCCAGAAGCACCUCAGGAGGAGGCUUCUCUCAGCAAUAGGCUCAAGACGUAUGCCAACUUCCCAGAAGCACCUCAGGAGGAGGCUUCUCUCAGCAAUAGGCUCAAGACGUAUGCCAACUUCCCAGAAGCACCUCAGGAGGAGGCUUCUCUCAGCAAUAGGCUCAAGACGUAUGCCAACUUCCCAGAAGCACCUCAGGAGGAGGCUUCUCUCAGCAAUAGGCUCAAGACGUAUGCCAACUUCCCAGAAGCACCUCAGGAGGAGGCUUCUCUCAGCAAUAGGCUCAAGACGUAUGCCAACUUCCCAGAAGCACCUCAGGAGGAGGCUUCUCUCAGCAAUAGGCUCAAGACGUAUGCCAACUUCCCAGAAGCACCUCAGGAGGAGGCUUCUCUCAGCAAUAGGCUCAAGACGUAUGCCAACUUCCCAGAAGCACCUCAGGAGGAGGCUUCUCUCAGCAAUAGGCUCAAGACGUAUGCCAACUUCCCAGAAGCACCUCAGGAGGAGGCUUCUCUCAGCAAUAGGCUCAAGACGUAUGCCAACUUCCCAGAAGCACCUCAGGAGGAGGCUUCUCUCAGCAAUAGGCUCAAGACGUAUGCCAACUUCCCAGAAGCACCUCAGGAGGAGGCUUCUCUCAGCAAUAGGCUCAAGACGUAUGCCAACUUCCCAGAAGCACCUCAGGAGGAGGCUUCUCUCAGCAAUAGGCUCAAGACGUAUGCCAACUUCCCAGAAGCACCUCAGGAGGAGGCUUCUCUCAGCAAUAGGCUCAAGACGUAUGCCAACUUCCCAGAAGCACCUCAGGAGGAGGCUUCUCUCAGCAAUAGGCUCAAGACGUAUGCCAACUUCCCAGAAGCACCUCAGGAGGAGGCUUCUCUCAGCAAUAGGCUCAAGACGUAUGCCAACUUCCCAGAAGCACCUCAGGAGGAGGCUUCUCUCAGCAAUAGGCUCAAGACGUAUGCCAACUUCCCAGAAGCACCUCAGGAGGAGGCUUCUCUCAGCAAUAGGCUCAAGACGUAUGCCAACUUCCCAGAAGCACCUCAGGAGGAGGCUUCUCUCAGCAAUAGGCUCAAGACGUAUGCCAACUUCCCAGAAGCACCUCAGGAGGAGGCUUCUCUCAGCAAUAGGCUCAAGACGUAUGCCAACUUCCCAGAAGCACCUCAGGAGGAGGCUUCUCUCAGCAAUAGGCUCAAGACGUAUGCCAACUUCCCAGAAGCACCUCAGGAGGAGGCUUCUCUCAGCAAUAGGCUCAAGACGUAUGCCAACUUCCCAGAAGCACCUCAGGAGGAGGCUUCUCUCAGCAAUAGGCUCAAGACGUAUGCCAACUUCCCAGAAGCACCUCAGGAGGAGGCUUCUCUCAGCAAUAGGCUCAAGACGUAUGCCAACUUCCCAGAAGCACCUCAGGAGGAGGCUUCUCUCAGCAAUAGGCUCAAGACGUAUGCCAACUUCCCAGAAGCACCUCAGGAGGAGGCUUCUCUCAGCAAUAGGCUCAAGACGUAUGCCAACUUCCCAGAAGCACCUCAGGAGGAGGCUUCUCUCAGCAAUAGGCUCAAGACGUAUGCCAACUUCCCAGAAGCACCUCAGGAGGAGGCUUCUCUCAGCAAUAGGCUCAAGACGUAUGCCAACUUCCCAGAAGCACCUCAGGAGGAGGCUUCUCUCAGCAAUAGGCUCAAGACGUAUGCCAACUUCCCAGAAGCACCUCAGGAGGAGGCUUCUCUCAGCAAUAGGCUCAAGACGUAUGCCAACUUCCCAGAAGCACCUCAGGAGGAGGCUUCUCUCAGCAGUAGGCUCAAGACGUAUGCCAACUUCCCAGAAGCACCUCAGGAGGAGGCUUCUCUCAGCAAUAGGCUCAAGACGUAUGCCAACUUCCCAGAAGCACCUCAGGAGGAGGCUUCUCUCAGCAAUAGGCUCAAGACGUAUGCCAACUUCCCAGAAGCACCUCAGGAGGAGGCUUCUCUCAGCAAUAGGCUCAAGACGUAUGCCAACUUCCCAGAAGCACCUCAGGAGGAGGCUUCUCUCAGCAAUAGGCUCAAGACGUAUGCCAACUUCCCAGAAGCACCUCAGGAGGAGGCUUCUCUCAGCAGUAGGCUCAAGACGUAUGCCAACUUCCCAGAAGCACCUCAGGAGGAGGCUUCUCUCAGCAGUAGGCUCAAGACGUAUGCCAACUUCCCAGAAGCACCUCAGGAGGAGGCUUCUCUCAGCAAUAGGCUCAAGACGUAUGCCAACUUCCCAGAAGCACCUCAGGAGGAGGCUUCUCUCAGCAAUAGGCUCAAGACGUAUGCCAGCUUCCCAGAAGCACCUCAGGAGGAGGCUUCUCUCAGCAAUAGGCUCAAGACGUAUGCCAACUUCCCAGAAGCACCUCAGGAGGAGGCUUCUCUCAGCAAUAGGCUCAAGACGUAUGCCAACUUCCCAGAAGCACCUCAGGAGGAGGCUUCUCUCAGCAAUAGGCUCAAGACGUAUGCCAACUUCCCAGAAGCACCUCAGGAGGAGGCUUCUCUCAGCAAUAGGCUCAAGACGUAUGCCAACUUCCCAGAAGCACCUCAGGAGGAGGCUUCUCUCAGCAAUAGGCUCAAGACGUAUGCCAACUUCCCAGAAGCACCUCAGGAGGAGGCUUCUCUCAGCAAUAGGCUCAAGACGUAUGCCAACUUCCCAGAAGCACCUCAGGAGGAGGCUUCUCUCAGCAAUAGGCUCAAGACGUAUGCCAGCUUCCCAGAAGCACCUCAGGAGGAGGCUUCUCUCAGCAAUAGGCUCAAGACGUAUGCCAACUUCCCAGAAGCACCUCAGGAGGAGGCUUCUCUCAGCAAUAGGCUCAAGACGUAUGCCAACUUCCCAGAAGCACCUCAGGAGGAGGCUUCUCUCAGCAGUAGGCUCAAGACGUAUGCCAACUUCCCAGAAGCACCUCAGGAGGAGGCUUCUCUCAGCAAUAGGCUCAAGACGUAUGCCAACUUCCCAGAAGCACCUCAGGAGGAGGCUUCUCUCAGCAAUAGGCUCAAGACGUAUGCCAACUUCCCAGAAGCACCUCAGGAGGAGGCUUCUCUCAGCAAUAGGCUCAAGACGUAUGCCAACUUCCCAGAAGCACCUCAGGAGGAGGCUUCUCUCAGCAAUAGGCUCAAGACGUAUGCCAACUUCCCAGAAGCACCUCAGGAGGAGGCUUCUCUCAGCAAUAGGCUCAAGACGUAUGCCAACUUCCCAGAAGCACCUCAGGAGGAGGCUUCUCUCAGCAAUAGGCUCAAGACGUAUGCCAACUUCCCAGAAGCACCUCAGGAGGAGGCUUCUCUCAGCAAUAGGCUCAAGACGUAUGCCAACUUCCCAGAAGCACCUCAGGAGGAGGCUUCUCUCAGCAAUAGGCUCAAGACGUAUGCCAACUUCCCAGAAGCACCUCAGGAGGAGGCUUCUCUCAGCAAUAGGCUCAAGACGUAUGCCAACUUCCCAGAAGCACCUCAGGAGGAGGCUUCUCUCAGCAAUAGGCUCAAGACGUAUGCCAACUUCCCAGAAGCACCUCAGGAGGAGGCUUCUCUCAGCAAUAGGCUCAAGACGUAUGCCAACUUCCCAGAAGCACCUCAGGAGGAGGCUUCUCUCAGCAAUAGGCUCAAGACGUAUGCCAACUUCCCAGAAGCACCUCAGGAGGAGGCUUCUCUCAGCAAUAGGCUCAAGACGUAUGCCAACUUCCCAGAAGCACCUCAGGAGGAGGCUUCUCUCAGCAAUAGGCUCAAGACGUAUGCCAACUUCCCAGAAGCACCUCAGGAGGAGGCUUCUCUCAGCAAUAGGCUCAAGACGUAUGCCAACUUCCCAGAAGCACCUCAGGAGGAGGCUUCUCUCAGCAAUAGGCUCAAGACGUAUGCCAACUUCCCAGAAGCACCUCAGGAGGAGGCUUCUCUCAGCAAUAGGCUCAAGACGUAUGCCAACUUCCCAGAAGCACCUCAGGAGGAGGCUUCUCUCAGCAAUAGGCUCAAGACGUAUGCCAACUUCCCAGAAGCACCUCAGGAGGAGGCUUCUCUCAGCAAUAGGCUCAAGACGUAUGCCAACUUCCCAGAAGCACCUCAGGAGGAGGCUUCUCUCAGCAAUAGGCUCAAGACGUAUGCCAACUUCCCAGAAGCACCUCAGGAGGAGGCAUCUCUCAGCAGUAGGCUCAAGACGUAUGCCAACUUCCCAGAAGCACCUCAGGAGGAGGCUUCUCUCAGCAAUAGGCUCAAGACGUAUGCCAACUUCCCAGAAGCACCUCAGGAGGAGGCUUCUCUCAGCAAUAGGCUCAAGACGUAUGCCAACUUCCCAGAAGCACCUCAGGAGGAGGCUUCUCUCAGCAAUAGGCUCAAGACGUAUGCCAACUUCCCAGAAGCACCUCAGGAGGAGGCUUCUCUCAGCAAUAGGCUCAAGACGUAUGCCAACUUCCCAGAAGCACCUCAGGAGGAGGCUUCUCUCAGCAAUAGGCUCAAGACGUAUGCCAACUUCCCAGAAGCACCUCAGGAGGAGGCUUCUCUCAGCAAUAGGCUCAAGACGUAUGCCAACUUCCCAGAAGCACCUCAGGAGGAGGCUUCUCUCAGCAAUAGGCUCAAGACGUAUGCCAACUUCCCAGAAGCACCUCAGGAGGAGGCUUCUCUCAGCAAUAGGCUCAAGACGUAUGCCAACUUCCCAGAAGCACCUCAGGAGGAGGCUUCUCUCAGCAAUAGGCUCAAGACGUAUGCCAACUUCCCAGAAGCACCUCAGGAGGAGGCUUCUCUCAGCAAUAGGCUCAAGACGUAUGCCAACUUCCCAGAAGCACCUCAGGAGGAGGCUUCUCUCAGCAAUAGGCUCAAGACGUAUGCCAACUUCCCAGAAGCACCUCAGGAGGAGGCUUCUCUCAGCAAUAGGCUCAAGACGUAUGCCAACUUCCCAGAAGCACCUCAGGAGGAGGCUUCUCUCAGCAAUAGGCUCAAGACGUAUGCCAACUUCCCAGAAGCACCUCAGGAGGAGGCUUCUCUCAGCAAUAGGCUCAAGACGUAUGCCAACUUCCCAGAAGCACCUCAGGAGGAGGCUUCUCUCAGCAAUAGGCUCAAGACGUAUGCCAACUUCCCAGAAGCACCUCAGGAGGAGGCUUCUCUCAGCAAUAGGCCCAAGACGUAUGCCAACUUCCCAGAAGCACCUCAGGAGGAGGCUUCUCUCAGCAAUAGGCUCAAGACGUAUGCCAACUUCCCAGAAGCACCUCAGGAGGAGGCUUCUCUCAGCAAUAGGCUCAAGACGUAUGCCAACUUCCCAGAAGCACCUCAGGAGGAGGCUUCUCUCAGCAAUAGGCUCAAGACGUAUGCCAACUUCCCAGAAGCACCUCAGGAGGAGGCUUCUCUCAGCAAUAGGCUCAAGACGUAUGCCAACUUCCCAGAAGCACCUCAGGAGGAGGCUUCUCUCAGCAAUAGGCUCAAGACGUAUGCCAACUUCCCAGAAGCACCUCAGGAGGAGGCUUCUCUCAGCAAUAGGCUCAAGACGUAUGCCAACUUCCCAGAAGCACCUCAGGAGGAGGCUUCUCUCAGCAAUAGGCUCAAGACGUAUGCCAACUUCCCAGAAGCACCUCAGGAGGAGGCUUCUCUCAGCAAUAGGCUCAAGACGUAUGCCAACUUCCCAGAAGCACCUCAGGAGGAGGCUUCUCUCAGCAAUAGGCUCAAGACGUAUGCCAACUUCCCAGAAGCACCUCAGGAGGAGGCUUCUCUCAGCAAUAGGCUCAAGACGUAUGCCAACUUCCCAGAAGCACCUCAGGAGGAGGCUUCUCUCAGCAAUAGGCUCAAGACGUAUGCCAACUUCCCAGAAGCACCUCAGGAGGAGGCUUCUCUCAGCAAUAGGCUCAAGACGUAUGCCAACUUCCCAGAAGCACCUCAGGAGGAGGCUUCUCUCAGAAAUAGGCUCAAGACGUAUGCCAACUUCCCAGAAGCACCUCAGGAGGAGGCUUCUCUCAGCAAUAGGCUCAAGACGUAUGCCAACUUCCCAGAAGCACCUCAGGAGGAGGCUUCUCUCAGCAAUAGGCUCAAGACGUAUGCCAACUUCCCAGAAGCACCUCAGGAGGAGGCUUCUCUCAGCAAUAGGCUCAAGACGUAUGCCAACUUCCCAGAAGCACCUCAGGAGGAGGCUUCUCUCAGCAAUAGGCUCAAGACGUAUGCCAACUUCCCAGAAGCACCUCAGGAGGAGGCUUCUCUCAGCAAUAGGCUCAAGACGUAUGCCAACUUCCCAGAAGCACCUCAGGAGGAGGCUUCUCUCAGCAAUAGGCUCAAGACGUAUGCCAACUUCCCAGAAGCACCUCAGGAGGAGGCUUCUCUCAGCAAUAGGCUCAAGACGUAUGCCAACUUCCCAGAAGCACCUCAGGAGGAGGCUUCUCUCAGCAAUAGGCUCAAGACGUAUGCCAACUUCCCAGAAGCACCUCAGGAGGAGGCUUCUCUCAGCAAUAGGCUCAAGACGUAUGCCAACUUCCCAGAAGCACCUCAGGAGGAGGCUUCUCUCAGCAAUAGGCUCAAGACGUAUGCCAACUUCCCAGAAGCAUCUCAGGAGGAGGCUUCUCUCAGCAAUAGGCUCAAGACGUAUGCCAACUUCCCAGAAGCACCUCAGGAGGAGGCUUCUCUCAGCAAUAGGCUCAAGACGUAUGCCAACUUCCCAGAAGCACCUCAGGAGGAGGCUUCUCUCAGCAAUAGGCUCAAGACGUAUGCCAACUUCCCAGAAGCACCUCAGGAGGAGGCUUCUCUCAGCAAUAGGCUCAAGACGUAUGCCAACUUCCCAGAAGCACCUCAGGAGGAGGCUUCUCUCAGCAAUAGGCUCAAGACGUAUGCCAACUUCCCAGAAGCACCUCAGGAGGAGGCUUCUCUCAGCAAUAGGCUCAAGACGUAUGCCAACUUCCCAGAAGCACCUCAGGAGGAGGCUUCUCUCAGCAAUAGGCUCAAGACGUAUGCCAACUUCCCAGAAGCACCUCAGGAGGAGGCUUCUCUCAGCAAUAGGCUCAAGACGUAUGCCAACUUCCCAGAAGCACCUCAGGAGGAGGCUUCUCUCAGCAAUAGGCUCAAGACGUAUGCCAACUUCCCAGAAGCACCUCAGGAGGAGGCUUCUCUCAGCAAUAGGCUCAAGACGUAUGCCAACUUCCCAGAAGCACCUCAGGAGGAGGCUUCUCUCAGCAAUAGGCUCAAGACGUAUGCCAACUUCCCAGAAGCACCUCAGGAGGAGGCUUCUCUCAGCAAUAGGCUCAAGACGUAUGCCAACUUCCCAGAAGCACCUCAGGAGGAGGCUUCUCUCAGCAAUAGGCUCAAGACGUAUGCCAACUUCCCAGAAGCACCUCAGGAGGAGGCUUCUCUCAGCAAUAGGCUCAAGACGUAUGCCAACUUCCCAGAAGCACCUCAGGAGGAGGCUUCUCUCAGCAAUAGGCUCAAGACGUAUGCCAACUUCCCAGAAGCACCUCAGGAGGAGGCUUCUCUCAGCAAUAGGCUCAAGACGUAUGCCAACUUCCCAGAAGCACCUCAGGAGGAGGCUUCUCUCAGCAAUAGGCUCAAGACGUAUGCCAACUUCCCAGAAGCACCUCAGGAGGAGGCUUCUCUCAGCAAUAGGCUCAAGACGUAUGCCAACUUCCCAGAAGCACCUCAGGAGGAGGCUUCUCUCAGCAAUAGGCUCAAGACGUAUGCCAACUUCCCAGAAGCACCUCAGGAGGAGGCUUCUCUCAGCAAUAGGCUCAAGACGUAUGCCAACUUCCCAGAAGCACCUCAGGAGGAGGCUUCUCUCAGCAAUAGGCUCAAGACGUAUGCCAACUUCCCAGAAGCACCUCAGGAGGAGGCUUCUCUCAGCAAUAGGCUCAAGACGUAUGCCAACUUCCCAGAAGCACCUCAGGAGGAGGCUUCUCUCAGCAAUAGGCUCAAGACGUAUGCCAACUUCCCAGAAGCACCUCAGGAGGAGGCUUCUCUCAGCAAUAGGCUCAAGACGUAUGCCAACUUCCCAGAAGCACCUCAGGAGGAGGCUUCUCUCAGCAAUAGGCUCAAGACGUAUGCCAACUUCCCAGAAGCACCUCAGGAGGAGGCUUCUCUCAGCAAUAGGCUCAAGACGUAUGCCAACUUCCCAGAAGCACCUCAGGAGGAGGCUUCUCUCAGCAAUAGGCUCAAGACGUAUGCCAACUUCCCAGAAGCACCUCAGGAGGAGGCUUCUCUCAGCAAUAGGCUCAAGACGUAUGCCAACUUCCCAGAAGCACCUCAGGAGGAGGCUUCUCUCAGCAAUAGGCUCAAGACGUAUGCCAACUUCCCAGAAGCACCUCAGGAGGAGGCUUCUCUCAGCAAUAGGCUCAAGACGUAUGCCAACUUCCCAGAAGCACCUCAGGAGGAGGCUUCUCUCAGCAAUAGGCUCAAGACGUAUGCCAACUUCCCAGAAGCACCUCAGGAGGAGGCUUCUCUCAGCAAUAGGCUCAAGACGUAUGCCAACUUCCCAGAAGCACCUCAGGAGGAGGCUUCUCUCAGCAAUAGGCUCAAGACGUAUGCCAACUUCCCAGAAGCACCUCAGGAGGAGGCUUCUCUCAGCAAUAGGCUCAAGACGUAUGCCAACUUCCCAGAAGCACCUCAGGAGGAGGCUUCUCUCAGCAAUAGGAAUCCCAAAAUCCCUGUGGCUACUGGAAAGGGUCCUUGGGUGCCCUGCCUCACCUCGAGAAGCGUCCCUUUGGCCCUGCCAAGCCUCGAAGAGAUUCCUGAGGUGUCCCUCGUUACUAGACAGGAGUCCUGA
Molecule: messenger RNA, 29790 nt
Organism: Rangifer tarandus platyrhynchus (Svalbard reindeer)
Lineage: Eukaryota; Metazoa; Chordata; Mammalia; Artiodactyla; Cervidae
Source: the annotation of a GenBank genome assembly